This is a messenger RNA of Erythranthe guttata (spotted monkey flower), 1912 nucleotides long. RefSeq names its product TPX2 (targeting protein for Xklp2) protein family. Gene Ontology annotation, molecular function: microtubule binding. The record is from RefSeq and is a predicted model, not a curated record. NCBI's taxonomy places the organism in Eukaryota, Viridiplantae, Streptophyta, Magnoliopsida, Lamiales, Phrymaceae.
GAGAGAGAGAGAGAGAGAGAGGAGCCUUUCAAUUCAAUUUUUCAAUUUCAAGAACUACCCCACCCCCCUCAAAAGAAAAUCAAAAAUUAUUUUCCAAAAGCCAGAGAGAGAGUGAGAGAGAGAAAGAUAGAGAGAGAGAGAGAGAGAGAGAGCACUUGGAAAACUUGAAGAUCAUUCAACAUUCAGACCCAUUUAAACAAUCUCUCAGAUCUUUUGCUGAUUUUAUGGCCUUUUGAAUUCCUUCUCCCAAAUGCUCUGAAAGGUGAAUAAGUAUGAUGGCUGCUGACGGUACUAUCGUUCACAUGUCUGAGUGUGCCGUGGAGUAUGAAAACGGAGCUUCCAAUGGCAGUUUGGGCAUUGAAGAAUUAAGUGCUAAUCUUGAAGAUGCUGUGAAGCCGACCGAUCAGUCCGUCAAAGAAGAUCUUUCUUUGCCACCAGAAAGCCAUUCGAACACCACACCCAUGGAAAUUGUUGUUAAAGAGUCGAGCGAUUCUAAAAAUUUGAAACCACAAAAGGGUAUUACAGCCAAGGUCAAGAAUGGGAAAUCUCCAACUCCCAAACAAGGUGCAUCGACAGGGUUGACCAAGGUCAAAGAUGGCAAAGAGGUGUCGAAAUCUUCGGUUGCUUCAAAUGGAAAAACUUCUGCUCUCAAAACAAGAAGUAAAUCGUUCAACGAGAAGCAAGCUGCUGACAGCCCAAAAGUAACCUCUGUCCAAAAUAAUCAUAGUAUUCCUAAAGCCAAGCAGCAGGAUGAGACACCGUCUCCAAAGAGUGGAGCUUCGCCGGAAGAACUCCCGGAGGAGUCAAAACUGAAGGCCCUUAAGAAAGGCUCGUCUGUUACCUCCGAGUCUUCUCUAAGUCCUACUUCUGCAGAUUCCAAGCAACGGAAACUGGGCAAUCUUCCGACUUAUGGUUUCAGUUUUAAAUGCAAUGAAAGGGCUGAGAAAAGACGAGAAUUCUAUUCGAAACUCGAGGAAAAGAUUCAUGCGAAGGAAGCAGAGAAGAAUGAUAUGCAAGCCAAGUCGAAGGAAACACAGGAAGCCGAGAUUAAAAUGUUCAGAAAGAGUUUGGCAUUCAAAGCAACACCGAUGCCGACUUUCUAUCAAGAGCCUCCGCCUCCAAAGGUGGAAUUAAAGAAGAUACCUACUACAAGAGCUAAAUCUCCCAAGCUUGGUCGGAAAAAGACUUCUCCAAAUGCUGACUCAGAAGAAAGCGAUGCUAUCAUCGCUCGUCCAAGUAGGCUGAGUUUGGACGAGAAAAUAUCACAUAAUAACCACCUUGACAAAGCACCACCACCUGUUGCACAUGUUAAAAAGCCGAUGAGAAAGUCUCUUCCUAAGUUGCCUUCUGAGAAUACAACCUUAUCCAAUGAAAAGAAGAAAGCUCCCCCUCGUAAAAUCACCACUCCCAAGGAAAUAAAAGAUUCUUUGAUUCAGACAAACGAUGAAGCUACUGAAUCUGCUGCUGCUGGUACAGAAAAAACCGAGGCUGGGAUUCAGACAAGCACAGUCAAUGAAGAAGAAACCGGUUUGGUGCGAGUGUGAGUUUGGAAUCGAAUCGCACUGCAACAGGUUGUACAUUUUUUCUCUCUCUAUCUGUCUUAAAAGUUGGCCUUCAGUGCCGUAAAAGUUCAAUCAAGAAACGAAAGCAUGGAGGAAGGCGGUGUAUUAAAGGUUGGCUUGUCAUUUCUAUCCAUUAGGCAACGACGAAAUAUGGUUGGUUUAGAAUGCUUCUUUUUUUAAAGUUUGCUGAAAGUGGUGAAUUUGUUGUCUUAAUUUAUGUGUAUUGUCGACCGAGUCGAAGUGAGAUUUUUGGGGAAAUAUCUGCUGUGAAAUGGUUCGAGAUCUCUUGUUGUAAAAGGAUGUUUGUGGAUGUUAUUCUACUUUUUACAUGUUCAGAUGAACACAAGAUA